This is a messenger RNA of Juglans regia (Persian walnut), 1660 nucleotides long. RefSeq names its product cytochrome P450 71AU50-like. NCBI's taxonomy places the organism in Eukaryota, Viridiplantae, Streptophyta, Magnoliopsida, Fagales, Juglandaceae. The record is from RefSeq and is a predicted model, not a curated record. The transcript is spliced from 2 exons. The coding region runs from base 4 to 1506 and encodes 500 amino acids. Gene Ontology annotation, molecular function: monooxygenase activity; heme binding; iron ion binding.
ACCAUGGCUUGGACAUGGACGAUAAUUCCAGUAAUAGUUAUGCUUGCAGGUUAUCUCUUGCGAGAGUGCGCAUGGAAAAGCAGGAACCAGAGUAAAAAAUUGCCACCUGGUCCAAGAAGGUUUCCUGUUUUUGGAAACCUUCAUUUGUUAAUGGGGGAAUUCCCUCAUCGAGAUCUACAUCGGCUAGCUCAAAAACAUGGCCCUAUCAUGUACUUGCGCUUGGGCUUGAAACCUGCCAUUGUUGCCUCCUCCGCUCAAGCGGCCGAGCUGUUCCUCAAAGCACAUGACCACGUGUUUGCUAGUAGACCAACCUUGGAGACAGCAAAGCACAUCUCUUAUGACCAAAAGAGCUUGGUCCUUGCUCCGUAUGGCUCUUACUGGCGCAACAUACGCAAGAUGUGCUCCUUGGAACUGCUUACUAGCCAUAAAAUGAAUUCUUUCAGAUCCAUGAGAAAAGAAGAGCUUGGUCUACUGAUAAACUUUCUUCAAGAGGCUGCUACUAACUGUGUUGUUGUUGAUCUCAGUGCCAAAGUUUUCUCUCUCAACGCCAAUAUGGCUUGCCGUAUGGUGGUUGGGAAAAAGUACAUGGACAGUGAUCUUGGUUUGAGGGGGUUCAAGGCUGUAAUCCAAGAGGUGAUGCAGUUAUCAGCAGCUCCUAACCUAGCUGAUUGCAUUCCUUUUAUUGCUUCCCUCGACUGUCAGGGGUUGACACGACGCAUGAAGGCAGUUAGCAAGACCAUUAACGACUUUUUGGAGAAGAUCAUAGAUGAGCAUGUCCAAUCCAAGGACGAAAAUAAGACAAAUGACUUCGUUGAUGCCAUGCUGAACUUAGUGGGAUCUAAAGAAUUAGCGUACAAUAUUGAACGGUCCAACAUCAAAGCCAUAACUUUGGACAUGCUGGUUGCCUCAGUGGACACUUCGGCAACAGCAAUUGAGUGGGUACUCUCAGAACUCAUGAAGCAUCCGCGCGUGAUGAAGAAACUUCAAAAGGAGCUGGAAAAUGUGGUGGGCUUGGAGAGGAUGGUAGAGGAAGCAGACUUGGAUAGGUUGGAGUACUUGGACAUGGUUGUAAAGGAAACCUUCAGGGUACAUCCAGUAGCACCACUUUUGAUUCCUCACCAGGGCAUGAAAGAUUGCACCGUUAAUGGUUUCCACAUACCAAGGAACUCUAGAAUCCUGAUAAACACAUGGGCAAUUGGGAGAGACCCAAGUGUUUGGAAUGAUGCAGAAGUGUUCUUCCCAGAAAGGUUUGUUGGGAGUAGCAUUGAUCUCAGGGGACGCGACUUCGAACUCCUCCCAUUUGGCUCCGGCAGAAGAGGUUGCCCAGGGAUGCAGAUGGGCCUACUAGUUGUACGGCUGGUGAUUGCACAACUUAUCCAUUGCUUUGAUUGGGAGCUUCCUGAUAACAUGCUCCCAACUGAUUUGGACAUGACUGAGGAGUUUGGUCUUUCAGCUCCUAGAGCCAAGCAUCUACUUGCCAUUCCGGCUUAUCGCCUGCACGAAUAAGAAUUUCGGGUUCUUAUUUUUGUUUCUGCUGUCUAAAAAUAACGUGCACGCGCGUUCAAUGUCUGGGUUUGCUGUUAAGUUGUCUUUAAUUAUUCAUUAUGGACUAUAUUUUCUGCUGCGGUACUCACUUCUUUGAACUGAUCUUUAAGCAAAA